UGUCUCUUCUCUGUUCUCGCGCGGCGACAGAGCGCAUCUGUAAGCUUAUCUCCAAACCUAUCUAUCACGUAAAAACUGCACAGCCAUUCGCUUCACCAUUUCCCACCACGCCUCAUCCGCCAUGGCCGCCUCCUUCCUCCGCCCUCUCCUCCCUCCCAAACCUUUCCUCUCCACUCCCAAACCACAAGUCCCUAUCGCCCCCAUCACCGCCGUACGCUGCACCGCGGCGCCCAAACCGACCACCUCCACCCCCAAGCCUGCCCAGCAAGAAGGCAACCAGGAGCAAGAACCCACUCCCGACGAGGCCGACGCCAACCCCCACCGCAUCCCCGACGACGAGACCCCGCCGUCGGCGACUGCGACCACCUCCUUCUCGGUGGUCCGGCGCGUGCCGUCGGCCAUCUCGACGGACGGCCGCCUCCGCCGGACGGCGCUGACGCAGGAGGAGCCGCCCAACUACGAGAUCGGGUGGAAGCGCACCAAGAAUCUCCCCCUGGAGAAGCCCAAGGGGUGGGCCAUCGCCGACUUUCUGGAGAAGCUGGAGGGGCUGAUGGAGCGCGGGCGGUACGGGUCGGGCGCGCUGCUGGGCACGGUGGCGGGCGUGGUGACGGAGCGCGCCCGGGAGGAGGCGGAGAUCCUGAUGGCCGAGGGCGGCGUGGACGAGCGCGUGGCGACGGAGCUCUUCCGCGUGCUGCGGCUGGUGGAGAUGGACGUGGAGAUGGUCAAAGCCGCCGUCAAGGAGGAGACCGUCAAGGAGCGCGUCGAGACGGCGCGCGCGCGGUGCCGCCAGGCCAUCCUCGUCGCGCUCUCGCUGUGACCGUGGCUGCACGCACGCUUAGGGACGGGUGUAAUCACGUCUAAGUAUACUGCUAGCACUUAAUGCUGUGCAUAGAAAUUUUGUUAUCGAGUGGUGCAAUGAGGUCAGUCUACUCAAGCUGCAGCAAAUCUGAAUGUUCUGCACCGGUCAACUGUACGCCGGUUGUGUGUCAUUCUGCAAGAAGGCAGACAACAUGGCCGCAGACUCGAGCAGUCUAUGGUAGUGUCAUGGCCUGGUCGGGUCCACGACCCCUCUGCAGAUGACGAGACGUGGCAGGUGGCACCAUCUUUUCUGAGGGUUGUAAACGAAUCAGGUACAAUUCAGGCUAACUGUACUUUGCAUUUGAUGCUAAAUAAACUAGCUCUGUUUUAUUGCUA
Molecule: messenger RNA, 1194 nt
Organism: Triticum dicoccoides
Lineage: Eukaryota; Viridiplantae; Streptophyta; Magnoliopsida; Poales; Poaceae
Exons: 1
Coding region: 122-817 (231 amino acids)
Source: RefSeq, a predicted model, not a curated record